AUGCAGAUAAUGGUGUCACCAAUGUGCGAUCAUUGCACUAUAGAAAGAGCCACUGUUUAUUGUAAGACACAUUUGGCUAGGGUUUGUCUACAAUGUGACCGGUUGUUACACUCCGUGACUGAUGACAAUCCCGAUCACGAUCACCUGCGGUUUCUGUUGUGCAACAUUUGCGUUUCGCAUACGGCGGCUGUACAAUGUCUUGAUAAAGGAUUGUGCCUAUGCCAAACAUGCGUUUCAAACGCUAAUGUAAUCUCGCGUUUUGUUUUUUAUAACGGUUCUAAUAAAAAUUCGGGUGAUAGUUAUUCUCCUCCACCAGAUCUUGAUCUAGAUUCUUUUUCCUCAACUUCCUUCAUUGAUCUCAAUUGGGGAUUUCCAUUUGUUUCAUUGCCUCUCAAUAAUGGGGACUCAUCAUCAUUUUCUGGAAUCAUUCAAAAUUUUGACAAUUAUACAAAGAAUUAUAGUGAUCAUCAAGUGCCUAUGCUUCAGCCUGAUUAUUUGGGCAUUCCUAAGGAUAGUCCAUGUUUAGGCUUUAAUAGCUACGAAAGUAUUAAAGAAGAUAUAGAGAAUGUUUGGACGAACAAUUUUUCCGGCGACGAGGUGGUAUUAGACCUAAAAGAAUGUUUUCCCGGGGAAGAUUUGAUCCUAACUGAAUUAAUCGAUGAAAUACAUAAUGCAGAGACCACGACCGAGGCAAAGGAAGAGACCAAUAAUAAUAUUGGAAUAUUCCCUAACGCUCUUGUUCAACUUGACUCAUGUGGACCAUCGCAGUUGAUUCUGACAGAUGAGAUGUUACCAUGGGAGGAUCAAACACUUGCCCCUAAUCAUAGAUACGAUCCGCGAUUACGAGAAGAGGCGAAGAAGAGAUAUUUCGCAAAGAAGAAGAAACGCAAGUAG
Arabis nemorensis is the source of this 894-nucleotide messenger RNA. NCBI's taxonomy places the organism in Eukaryota, Viridiplantae, Streptophyta, Magnoliopsida, Brassicales, Brassicaceae. The record is from the annotation of a GenBank genome assembly.